AAUGAAUUCAAAUUUUGAAUGAGCGUGGUGGGAUCAAUAAAAGUGAUGUCAAUCUGGAAUAUGACAUGAUUGAGAGGGCUCGUAAGUUGAGUGGGCAUGUCCGGCUUGCGAAGGGACUCGAGGAAAAAGAAUGAAAUGCUAUUUCCAAAUGCUUUCUCGGGCAAGCGAAAGGAACUAGGUCGUAUGUAUUGCUAUUAGAACCCCAUAAAAGAACUGGAACAGAGGGCUAUUAGAACCCACAAAAGAACUGGAAUAGAGAGAUGGCCAGAUUUUAUAUAUGGGAGCCACAAAACGGAGUUGCGAGCAAUUAAUUUCACAUACAGAAAUGGCAGUUAUGUUUAGAGCUAAGAAUUGGUCCUUUAUGAGUGGUUAAUAAUUCCAAAUCCACAUAAUGAAUCCUGGGCACAGAGAGAAAACAGAGCAGAAGAGGGUUAUUAUCUAGGUUAUGAAAGAAAGAAAAAGAAGGAACUGUGCCAUCAAAUACUAUUCCAAAGUUGGGGUGAAGUGGAUUUCUGAUCCAAGCCAUGAGCCAAAAGGCAGAUUCUGUGAAUAAGUAAAAACUAAUAGCUUCAGUAGACCGAGUUGAUAACAGCUCAUUUGUUCUUUCUAUGGUGGAAGGCUGUUGGAUUCUCUCAGUAGUGGCACCACUGGUGCGUCCUUUUGUUUUUUUUAUACAAAGGGUACUUCCCAUAAUUCCACUACAAAUAUGUGAAGGUGUCAGUCACUGGCCUUCAGUUUUGCAAUGCCAACCCUGUUUCUAGUUGCACUGAUGGCUCUGGCCGUUGUCCACAACUCAGCCAUGUCUGAUGAUUUUAACCAACUCUUCCAACCUAACUGGUCUCCAGAUCACAUUUCCACUGAAGGUGACCAGAUUAAACUCACACUGGACACAAUUUCUGGAUGCGGAUUUGAAUCCAAGAAAAAGUACUUAUUUGGAAAAGUGAGUAUGCAAGUGAAGCUGGUUGAAGGUGAUUCAGCUGGAACAGUCACAGCCUUGUAUAUGGCAUCAGAAGGGCUUAACCAUGAUGAACUAGAUUUUGAAUUCCUGGGAAAUGUGUCUGGAGAACCAUACCUUGUUCAGACAAACGUUUAUGUGAACGGGACUGGAAAUAGAGAGCAGAGGCACACGCUUUGGUUUGAUCCCACUGCUGCCUUCCAUACCUACUCUUUCCUCUGGAAUCGCUAUUCCAUUCUAUUUCUUGUGGAUGAAAUCCCAAUUCGGGUAUUUGCAAACAAGGAAGAAAAUGGUGCACCAUACCCGAAAACCCAAGCCAUGGGGGUCCAGGGCUCGGUGUGGAAUGCAGACGACUGGGCCACACAGGGAGGGAGGGUGAAGACCAAUUGGAGCCAUGCCCCAUUUGUCUCAACUUUUAGAGGCUUUGAGAUUGAUGCUUGUGAGACAGAUGAUAUUGCUAGUAGUAAGUGUGGAAGAGUAGGGGAGUUUUGGUGGGAUAAGCCGAGGAUGAGUGGGCUCAAUAGGCACAAGAGCCACCAACUCAAGUGGGUUCGUAGAAGGCACUUGGUGUAUGACUAUUGUAUGGAUAGUGGGAGGUUCUAUGAAAUGCCUAGGGAGUGCAUUGUUUGAUCUACCUCUCUUAUGAUCUCUUCCAAUAUAUUUGAAAUAAUACGGACUAGGAAAAUUCCAAGA
Messenger RNA from Vitis riparia (riverbank grape), 1648 nucleotides. RefSeq names its product xyloglucan endotransglucosylase/hydrolase protein 9-like. Gene Ontology annotation, biological process: xyloglucan metabolic process; cell wall biogenesis. The transcript has 4 exons. Gene Ontology annotation, molecular function: xyloglucan:xyloglucosyl transferase activity; hydrolase activity, hydrolyzing O-glycosyl compounds. The coding region runs from base 743 to 1585 and encodes 280 amino acids. Lineage: Eukaryota; Viridiplantae; Streptophyta; Magnoliopsida; Vitales; Vitaceae. Gene Ontology annotation, cellular component: apoplast; cell wall. The record is from RefSeq and is a predicted model, not a curated record.